AAUAAAAAGCCGGAAAUUACAUUUAACCCUAGAACAUUUGAAGUAUUUACCGGUUGUACCUACCCUAACCAAAGGAAUAACCGAAUUGAGUUGAACCACGAACCAAUCCCUAAUUUCGACCCGAAAUUCCAAAAACCGAAUGGUACCAAUUCCCUAUCUUAAAUCCUCAAACCAGACCCGAUUCCCUCUCAUUUUCGGGAAGCCCUUCCCUCUCUCGACACUUCGGCGACACAACCGAGGGAGAUCCCCGCUACCCCCACCAGCGACGGCCAAUCCCACCGAAGAGGAGACUCCUGACCAGCAACGGCCAAUCCCACCGAUAGCGACACAACCGAAGAUGGUGCAACCGCAAGAACCUCAUUUCUUCCAACCUUUGCUUCCUGGAUUCCAGACUCACUUGACAAUACCCAUUGUAUUUUUCUCCAAGCACAUCCAAGGGAAGACGAAUGGGAACACAUGGACACUAACAUCCGACGCUAUGGAUCAAACAUGGCAAGUGAUACAAGAAGAGAGGCGACUCACCCGAGGUUGGAAGAAGUUCGCUGAGGCACAUGACCUUCGAAUAGGAGACAUUGUCAUCUUCAAACUCAAAGGUUCCAUGGUCUUUCACGUCACUCCCUUUGGUCCGAGCUGCUGUGACAUCCAGUACACAUAUCCCAACUCAAUGGAAGAAGCACAUGACCACCAGAACAAUAGUAAGUGUGAUUCAAAGUCACCGUACUAGCAUAGGUUACUUAUGAGGUUUUUUGAAGUUGUUGUUUGUUUCUUGUGUUUCAGCAGGAACAGGGGCUAGGUUUUCUUACUCGUGGGACUACUGUUUUAAGGCUGAGGUCACGGAUUCUAAUGUCCGUGAAGACAAACUUGUGAGUGAAACGAGUGUUCUUUUGUGUACUUACACAUCUUUAUGUUGUUCUGACACAUAUGUUUAUGUUCUUUUGUUGCAGGAUCUCCCUGUGGGGGCUACUGGUUGUAAUGCUCUGAACAAAGAAUGCAAUAAGGCGAAACUAGUGAACAUAGAGGGAAAGGCGUGGAAUGUGUCAAUGCGAUUUAACGAAUCAGGCGGCUUCUACUACAUCAAAGGGUGGAGAAAGUUCUGUGCUGAAAACAAAUGCCACAUUGGAGACAGCUUUGUCUUCAAUGUGGUUGGAGAUGGGAACACUUUGCCAUUGAUGUGUGUCUGUUCUCCAAGUAAGGAGUGUCUUAAAUCUGCAGGUGACAUUGCUUCUUCCUCCCGGGUGAACUAGGAAGAUCAUGUGUUCUAGUUGGGGACGCGUCUAUGUUGGUUGUGACUUGAUCUUAAGAGCACAAUGUCUUGUGCUUUGAACUUAUUUUGUGUGUCUUUUAUAUGUUUGCUUUUUGGUACUUUCAACUUGUUAUUUUGAUUUGAUGGUACUUUGAACUUGUUAUUUCGGUUUGAUGUUGCAAACUUUUAGUUAAUCAUUUUCAUGUCAA
Messenger RNA from Brassica rapa (field mustard), 1452 nucleotides. RefSeq names its product B3 domain-containing protein REM5. The record is from RefSeq and is a predicted model, not a curated record. Gene Ontology annotation, molecular function: DNA binding. NCBI's taxonomy places the organism in Eukaryota, Viridiplantae, Streptophyta, Magnoliopsida, Brassicales, Brassicaceae.